AUGGAUGAUGGAAGGGAUGAUUCUGUGAACUUAAAAAAAGAAACGGAGUCAAUUUAUGUGGAUCGAGUUUGUGAUUCUAGCAGAGUUGGUAAUGAUAUGACCGUCAUAACUUAUAUGAGCGACACUUAUUCUAAUCUGCAAAAGCUGGGGGAUGAAAAGAUUCAUGAAGAGAGCUACUUCAAUAACAUGAGUGACCAAGAUAAAUGUGACAAAACAUAUGGCGCUCUUCUAAGUUGUUAUGUCAGGGAAGGCCUCGUUGAUAAAUCCCUCGCUCAUGUGCAAAAGAUGAAGGAAAAUGGAUUCUCUCCCAAUAACUGUAGCUAUAGAAUUUGCAGUAACUUGUAUGGGACAGCAUCUGAUAUUGAGAACAUGGAGAAACUUCUAGAAGAAAUGGAGAGUGAACCUUACAUCUCCAUGGAUUGGAGCACUUCCACCAUGGUGGCUAAUUUGUACAUUAAAGCAGGUAUCAAUAUGAAAGCAAUUGUAGCCUUGAAGAAAGCAGAGGAUGAAGAAGAGAAGGUGGCUUCGCUAUUAUAUGAGCUCCGGUUCAAAGAAGUCCGCGUAGGGGAAUUUUUGAAGAGAGCUUAUGUUGAAGUUGCUGAGGGACAGGAGAAGGAGGAUGCGUGGAAGUGGUAUCAUAAGUGGAAGGAGAAGUUUCCUCAUCUUGUGGGCAAGGUGCUCAAAAGGGGAGGGUAUUGCUAUGGGCCGAGACAGAGGAUGGUCAGGGAGUCCGAGUAG
This is a messenger RNA of Malania oleifera, 738 nucleotides long. RefSeq lists its product as uncharacterized. The record is from RefSeq and is a predicted model, not a curated record. Gene Ontology annotation, cellular component: mitochondrion. NCBI's taxonomy places the organism in Eukaryota, Viridiplantae, Streptophyta, Magnoliopsida, Santalales, Ximeniaceae. Gene Ontology annotation, molecular function: protein binding. The coding region runs from base 1 to 738 and encodes 245 amino acids. The transcript is spliced from 2 exons.